AUGGCCGGGACACUCGUCGGGACAGAAACGGUCCCACUGUCAAUUCGAGUACCGAGGCCGAGCCAGAGGCCGAGCCCGAGUCCGAUUACAUCGGAAAUAAGCACCCGAAGAGCACCAGAAAGCAGAUUUCAGGGGGGGCUACACCCCAGUCUUCGUCGGGAUGACCACUCAAUACCACCCGGUCAGCGCCCCCAAAACAGGCGUGUUCCGAACCCAUCCGAGACAUCAUCGGGAAAUCAGUCCUCUGUUCCAGAGGGGCCAGAAAGCAGUGCUGUGAGGAUGGCGGGGCCAGACGACGGCCCAUCGCGAGAUCUGGUCCGUCUCCGAAGCCCAAGUAUCCGCAGUGAGGACGAUUUUAUUGGCGUACACUCAAGAGAGCCCUUCCAAGUAGUGGCGUCUCCCGAGGAGCGGGUAGAGCAAGGGCAUAUCAGAUACCAGGACGGGGAAAAGAUAGCGGUGGUGGCCAAGAUCAAGCCCGACCAGGCCUUCAAUUUCAUGACUACUUUUCGUGCUAGUGAGCUGGGCCUUUUGGAGUUGGUCCAGCCCCAUGAGGAUGGUGAUGGAGAGACCUGGAUAAUGCUGCCGGAUGGGACGAGGAUACAACCACAUGGGACUAUUCAGCUCCGCUGGUACCCACGGCAGUCAAGAUCAAUCCCGCUCCAGUUCCUCGUGCUUCCCCGUUGGUCAGAAGCGGCAAUUGUCCUUGGGGCGCGGUAUGUUGCGAAGGAGGAGCACUAUGCAAAGAGGCGGAGAGAUAGGACGCAAUAG
This is a messenger RNA of Diaporthe batatas, 768 nucleotides long. RefSeq lists its product as uncharacterized. The transcript has a single exon. The record is from RefSeq and is a predicted model, not a curated record. Lineage: Eukaryota; Fungi; Ascomycota; Sordariomycetes; Diaporthales; Diaporthaceae. Bases 1 to 768 code for a protein of 255 amino acids.